AUGCAUUGCAUUGAAACUCAGCCCCAAAAGUAACUAAAACACACAUAUAUCCCAAUCCCACCUCCAACCCCGUCCAGCUCCAGCUGCUAUUAUCUCAAUAAGAACUCUUCACUAUCAAAUCAAAUCAAAUCAGUCCGUCCAAAGCGAUGGACCCCUUACUCCUCCUCUUUAGCCUAUCUGCCGCUACUUGUGCAUACCUCCUAUGGUUCUACCUCCUAGCCCGGAAUCUAACUGGACCGAAGGUCUGGCCAGUCUUCGGGAGCCUCCCUUACCUCUUCUUGAACAGGAAGAGGAUGCACGACUGGAUCGCCAGCAACCUCUGCUCCACCGGCGGUGCUGCCACCUACCAGACGUGCACCAUCGCCUUGCCCUUCCUGGCCCGGAGGCAGGGGUUCUACACUGUUACGUGCCAUCCCAAGAACAUCGAGCAUGUCCUGCGCACCCGCUUCGAUAACUACCCCAAGGGGCCCACGUGGCAGACCGCCUUCCACGACCUACUCGGCCAAGGUAUCUUCAACAGCGACGGCGACACAUGGCUUAUACAGCGAAAGACUGCGGCCCUCGAAUUCACGACCCGGACCCUGAGACAGGCCAUGGCCCGGUGGGUGAACCGGACCAUCAGAACUCGCCUCUGGGUCAUACUGGACAAGGCCGCUAGAGACCACACCCCAGUGGAUCUCCAGGACCUGCUCCUCCGGCUCACGUUUGACAACAUAUGCGGGCUCACCUUCGGCAAGGACCCAGAGACGCUCUCCCCGGAAAUGCCCGAGAACCCAUUCGCCAUAGCUUUUGACACCGCCACUGAGGCCACCCUCCAGCGGCUCAUCUACCCAGGAUUCUUGUGGCGGCUCAAGAAGGUACUCAUGAUAGGAUCCGAGGACAGGCUGAAGAAGAGCCUUCAAAUCGUCGAGAACUACAUGAAUGAGGCGAUUGAUGCCAGGAAGGAGAAGCCCUCCGACGACCUCCUCUCCCGGUUCCUGAAGAAGCGUGAUAUGGAUGGGAACCUCUUCCCAAUCUCCGUCCUCCAGCGGAUAGCCCUCAACUUCGUCCUUGCCGGCCGUGAUACGUCAUCAGUCGCACUGAGCUGGUUCUUCUGGCUUGUCAUGAACCAUGCACGCGUGGAGGAGAAGAUUCUGCGGGAACUGAAGACUGUUCUGACAGAAUCACGAGGCGGUGAACCCAAAAGGUGGAUGGAGGAGCCACUGACGUUUGACGAAGCUGAGAAGUUGACUUACCUCAAAGCCGCUCUAGCAGAGACCUUGAGGCUCUAUCCAUCAGUGCCUGAGGACUUCAAGUACGUCAUAACUGAUGAUGUCCUUCCAGAUGGCACCUUCGUUCCAGCAGGGUCCACUGUAACAUACUCGAUCUACUCAGUCGGGAGGAUGAAGGCAAUAUGGGGGGAGGACUGCAUGGAAUUCCGGCCGGAGAGGUGGCUGACAGCAGGGGGAGACCGGUUUGAGCCUCCAAAGGAUGGAUACAAGUUUGUGGCAUUCAAUGCAGGGCCGAGGACGUGCCUGGGGAAGGACCUAGCAUACCUGCAGAUGAAGUCAGUGGCCUCAGCGGUGCUCCUGCGUUACCGCCUGUCGACCGUUCCCGGUCACCGGGUGGAGCAGAAGAUGUCUCUCACCCUCUUCAUGAAAAACGGGCUGCGAGUAUACUUGCACCCCCGCACACUCGCCUAGAGCCCUGAAAAGACAACGGAUACCGAUUUUGCCACUCCAGUGUGGUGUGUCUCCCUGUGUCUUCAAAUUCAGACUGUACACCUUUGUCAACCUUGGUUCCUCUGAUCAAGCCAUCCUACUUGCAGCAUCCACGGGGUAAUUCAUCGAGCCUGAAAAGGAUAAAAUGGUAUUUCACCAGAUUUGGUUGUCCCAUGUCCAUAUAUCAAUAGUAAUAUAUACGCAAUGUCCUUUGAUUUGUUUCUAAUUAAGUUGGCUUUGCGUUUUCCAUUAGUUGUCGAAAGAGAAGUUUGUGGGAGAGGGUCCUGUUGGUUGGUUGGCUGGCUGGUUUGGCAAGGGCGGUUGUGUUUGCUAUUUGUUUAUUCUCCACUCUCGAUGCCAUUUGAUAUCCUCAAAACAUUUGUAUCAAUAAAGCAGUAUAACUAUACAUAUA
Messenger RNA from Punica granatum (pomegranate), 2112 nucleotides. The record is from RefSeq and is a predicted model, not a curated record. NCBI's taxonomy places the organism in Eukaryota, Viridiplantae, Streptophyta, Magnoliopsida, Myrtales, Lythraceae.